CGAGUUCACACCACUCUGAGCUGGGUACUGAGAACGUUGGCAUUGUAGUACUUGGUCGUGAGCCUUACUGGGUAGUUUUGAGUCAACCAUCUCUCUGAAGCCUCAAAACUCUCACCGUUAGGAAGCUUCAGUCAGGUGAGGGUAUCAGAGGCUUCAAUUACCUUAACGGGGAAGGUUUAACGAGGAAGGUUUAACGAAGAAGGUUUAACGAGGAAGGUUUAACGAAGAAGGUUUAACGAGGAAGGUUUAACGAAGAAGGUUUAACGAGGAAGCUUAUGGGAUAUUAAUAACACCCACUUCAGCCCCUUGAAAUAGCCUGACUAAUUUCUCGCUGGCAAGGUCAUGGCGAUGGGUGGUAGACGUGCGUGUGUGUUGGUGGUGCUUCUCGUAAUGGUGGAGAUCGGCAUCGUCCAUCUCCACCAAUCACCUCCCCUGAUGAUGAAGACUGCAGUAGGAGAGACAGAGGGAGGAAGAGGAGGAGGAGAAGGACCCAAGCUAGAGGAUCUACAGCAGCAGGAGGACGAAGAGGAAGGAUCGGGUGUCUCAGCUCCCCAGGUGUAUGUUGAAGGUCUGGGGACAGCGAGAGGAAGGGUCUUGAAGUCUUUCCUAGGGAGGGAAUUCUACGCCUUCAUGAGUAUCCCGUACGCAAUGCCUCCCGUGGGCGACAGAAGAUUCAAGUAUCCCGAGCCAUGGACCGGUAAGUGGGACUCGGAGGUUGAGGGUGACUACGAAGCCACUUGGUUGAGGGCGAGGUGUCCCCAGGAGUCACUUAUCCGAAGCAUUGUGGGCGGCAGGGAAGACUGUCUACAUGUCAGCAUCUACACCCCGAAGCUGAAGGAGGAGCUAGGGGAAGGAGUGGGUCUUCCUGUGAUGUUUUGGAUUCACGGUGGAUCUUACAUGACGGGGGACGCUAACCUGUAUGUCCCCACGAAGUUAAUGGACCGGGACGUGAUGGUAGUAGUGGUCCAGUAUCGCCUCGGGACAUUAGGGUUCCUGGCUGGGGGCACACCUGAGGCACCAGGUAACAUGGGACUUAUGGACCAGAUAGAGGCUCUCCGCUGGAUACAGAAAUAUAUACAAUAUUUCGGAGGUGACCCGGACAAGGUGACGGUAUUUGGCCAGAGUGCAGGAGGUGCCAGUGCCUCGUGGUUACAGAUGACUUCCCUUACUAAUGAAACAACACCUAACAACAACGGUAGACAACUUCUCCAUCGGGUUAUUCCUGAGAGCGGUUCCUCCCUUGAGAUCUGGACCAUUGACGAUAAUCCCGAGAAGUCAUUCAUGGAUACCGCUACCUUGCUGGACUGUGCGGGGGAAGAGACGAAUAACACAGACGAGAUGAUAAUAUGUAUGAGAAGCAGAAGUUUCCAGGAAAUUGCCCAAGCUUCUUUAACUCUCUAUGGACGAGACAGGCGAGCAGGAGGCCUUGGUUUCAAAGGAUUGUGUCCGGUUAUCCAGAGCGGUAUGGAGGACUCUGGCAUUGAAUUAGUGAUUCCCGAAGACCCGAGAACCACCCUGCAGAAGGGAGACUUCCUCAAGAUACCUGUCAUGACUGGUAGUGUACGCGACGAAGGAUCUCUUGUUAUUGGCUUGACCUACAAAGAUUUCCUCUACCCCAAUGGCCACACGACUAACGAUACAGAGUUCAUGAGAGACGAGGCUGUUCAUACUCUCAUCAAUGCGUUUGGUAUUGAUGACAAGAAUGGAGCUGUGACAAAUACCAUGCAAGUGGGUUAUUUCCCUAAUGCCAUCAUGGGGGAGUGGGAUACCAUGGUGGGUGGUAUGAUAGAUAUGGGUGGGGUGAUGUUCCUUAAGUCUGGUCUAUGGGAGGCAGUUCACGCUAUGUACAAGGCAGCGCCAGAGGUCCCUGUUUACUUCUACUCAUGGGAGUUUGAGAGUGAUGAUUCUCUCUUUCCUUGGAUAUUUCUCUCCAUGCCUGACGUUCCCGUUCAUGGAGAUGUAGCCCACACUGAUGAGUUACUUUACCUGUUCCACCUACCUGCCGAUAUGGACCACCGCCAGAAGGUGAUGGUGAAUCGUAUGGUGACACUGUGGACUAAUUUCGCUAAAUACGGUAACCCAACUCCUCAAGAUGUGGCGUACGAGGGGGAGAGGUGGAAGGGCGAGGUGGAAGAGUGGCGACCGUUCACCCUCGAGGGACAACAAUUUAUGCUCAUCACUGACAACUUCACCAUGAACCUCGACUACACCAAACGAUGGAACUAUCACCGUGACCUCGUUGACCCUACUACUGAGCCACCCAGCACUACACCCAACCCACACCUGGUCGAUAAGGACGCCUACGACAAACAGGUACGGGAGAAGGAACAGUUCCAAAUAGCUACUGGUAUCCUGGGAGGCGUGUGUGUCUGUACACUCGCGCUGUUCAUCGUCGUUUCUGUCAAGUUGAGGAAGAAAACUAACGCUAUUGUGUGAUGCUGAUACGCCAUGUUAGGUUAGGUUAGGUUUGGUUAGGUUAGGUUAGGUUUGGUUUGGUUAGGUUAGGUUUGGUUAGGUUAGGUUUGGGGGAUGAGUCUUUCUAUAAUGAGCAGAGUCCAUGAUGUAAACCCCCCCCCCCCCAAG
Molecule: messenger RNA, 2583 nt
Organism: Homarus americanus (American lobster)
Lineage: Eukaryota; Metazoa; Arthropoda; Malacostraca; Decapoda; Nephropidae
Product: esterase FE4-like
Exons: 13
Coding region: 343-2436 (697 amino acids)
Source: RefSeq, a predicted model, not a curated record